AUGCCCUCUAUAACACCACCAAAUAUCCCUACCACACACGGUCGCGGUAAGGACAUAACUUUAGCAAAACAAGUUUUUCAAGAUGAACAAGAACAACCCACCUCUCCCAUGCAAUCAAAAAAGUUAAUUGAAAAACCAUCUCGAAAACGAAAGCGAGAAACAGAACGACUUAGCGGUCGACCAACCAAAGAUGAAGUUCUCAUGCGUAUGAACGAAGUCAAUGACGACAUGGCCACACUACAACUAUCACGUCGCGAACUUGUUCUACCCAACUCCGAAGGUGUUUGUAAAAAAUCAAAAACAAUAUUGACAAAACUUAAACGCGAUAUUACAGUAUCAAACAAAAACAAUUUAUGA
Paramuricea clavata is the source of this 357-nucleotide messenger RNA. NCBI's taxonomy places the organism in Eukaryota, Metazoa, Cnidaria, Anthozoa, Malacalcyonacea, Plexauridae. The record is from the annotation of a GenBank genome assembly.